UCGAGAGUAUCGCUCAUCCCUACCGUAAACAAACCUAACCUUUUAUUGAGAGAGAGAGAAACCUAACCUAAUUUAACUUACAAGUUGACUAGUGAUACAUCUCCUUGUGAGUGUGCCUUUUUAAUUGUGGAAAAAUGUCUCUGAAGAGGAAAUUGACGCAGGAUGAUCUACGUAAAGCGAUGAAUGAACAUAAGAAGAAACUCGUUACAGUUAAAAAGAUUGAAUCGCCAUUGGCAAAAUAUACAGAUUCAGGUCAGCUUAUGUGCAUUUUAUGCAAGUCGGUUGUGCGCAAUGAAACAGUAUGGCCUGUUCAUCUAAAUUCCAAAACACAUAAAGAAAACAUUGCAGUAGCAAAAAAGACCAAACUAGAGACAGAGAGUAUGGUAAAAACAUCGAAUGUUACAGUAUUCAAAAGACCCCUCUCACCAUCCCAAAACAGUUCUGCAAAUAAGAAAAUAAAGGGAAUAUUGAAGAACAGUAAUCAACCAGUAGCGCAAACUAAGUCAAGUUUACCAGCAGAUUUCUUUGACAGUGAUUCAAAGCAAGUUAAUGGUGGGCCUUCUUCUGCAACACAAAAGAAGGAAAGUAAAGAUUCUACAGUUAGUAUUAUAGAUGUAUCAAGUAUAGAAGCAGAGGAAGAAAAAGAAAAGGAAAAAGAAAAAGUAAAGGAUACAAAUGUAUCCGUUCUUCCAGAAGGAUUCUUUGAUGAUCCAGUAAUGGAUGCUAAGGUUCGUAAUGUCGAAUACAAGGAUCCUAUAGAGGAAGAAUGGGAGAAAUUCCAAAAAGAGAUUAAGGAAGAAACUGCACAAUCUGCGCAAAUUAUUGCAGAUGAUCAAGAGGAAGCAACAACGGAAAGGCAACUGGAUGAAAUUGAGGAACAAAUUAGGCAUUGGUCUAGGGUAAUGGAUCUUGUAAAGCGUAAGGAACAAGUGCAGGCUACCGAUAGAAAGCAAGAAAACUUCGAUGAUAACAUAUCGAGCGGUGACGAAACCGAGUUUGACGAGUUCCUCGACUGGCGGGCAAAGAACUCCUACAAAUAAAAUUCUUUGUGUAUAUAAUAUCUUUGUAAAUAUCAUCUUUUUGUCGUCUUAGCACAAGUAUUUGUAUAAAAUUGUAAACUUUUUAAA
Molecule: messenger RNA, 1127 nt
Organism: Odontomachus brunneus
Lineage: Eukaryota; Metazoa; Arthropoda; Insecta; Hymenoptera; Formicidae
Product: zinc finger protein 830
Exons: 4
Coding region: 135-1040 (301 amino acids)
Biological process (GO): nuclear DNA replication; mitotic DNA replication checkpoint signaling; mitotic DNA damage checkpoint signaling
Cellular component (GO): nucleus; spliceosomal complex
Molecular function (GO): nucleic acid binding; zinc ion binding
Source: RefSeq, a predicted model, not a curated record